Molecule: messenger RNA, 660 nt
Organism: Rhizoctonia solani
Lineage: Eukaryota; Fungi; Basidiomycota; Agaricomycetes; Cantharellales; Ceratobasidiaceae
Product: GNAT family acetyltransferase
Exons: 2
Coding region: 1-660 (219 amino acids)
Biological process (GO): glycoprotein metabolic process
Molecular function (GO): acyltransferase activity, transferring groups other than amino-acyl groups; beta-N-acetylglucosaminidase activity
Source: RefSeq, a predicted model, not a curated record
AUGGCCGAAUCCUCCAACAACCAACUGUCGAUUCGUAUAGCAACCCUUGAAGAUAUCAAAGAACUUUCUAGAAUAUGCCUAUUGACCGCAAACGCUGGACAAUCUGCCGAGUCACUGCACCAUUAUCCUGAGCUUCUCCAAGGGCUUUAUAUUGAACCGUACUUGAAGUUGACUUCUACAUUUGGUUUUGUUCUUGUCGAUACUGUGGACGAAGGCAAGGGAGUUGUACUAGGGUAUUUACUUGCUACUUCGGACUCUAGGCGUCACGAAGCAGCUGCAGAACAAGAGUCCUACCCUCCAUUGCGUAUUAAAUAUCCCAACAACCCUUACCCCUCAGACGCGACUGAACGCGAUCAAGGUGUGAUCAAUCGCAUACACAAGCCAUUAAUUCGACCGCAGGCACUAGUGGAUAUAUCACCUGCCCAUAUUCAUAUUAAUCUGCUCCCUUCUGCGCAGAGACAAGGCUGGGGUGUAAAGUUAAUAGAUCAAGCUGUCAAGGCUUUGAAGGCUGAGGGUCAGUCAGCAUUAUUCGUGGGGAUAGACUCCAAAAAUCAUAAUGCACGCGCAUUUUACCUUAAAGUAGGGUUCAAGCCCUUUCCCUUCCCAGAUAAAGAGUAUUUGGUACUUCAUUUCCAGGACUGGAAAGGUGCAAGAAAUUGA